ACGGUUUAAAAAAGUGGGUGGGACAACCUGGCUCAACGUAUAAAAGCCAGCCUCGGUGCAGAUUUUCUCCCAGACAGUGGCUCAACCUCCAGGACUCUUCCAGUGUGGCUGAAGACAACUCUUCACACAAGAUGGUAGGAACAAAUCAUAGGCGCAGUCGCACCAAAUUCACAGAAGAUCAGUUGAAAAUCCUCAUCAAUACCUUCAAUCAAAAGCCUUACCCAGGUUAUGCUACCAAACAAAAACUUGCUUUAGAAAUCAACACAGAAGAGUCCAGAAUCCAGAUUUGGUUUCAGAAUCGAAGAGCUAGGUUCGGAUUCCAGAAAACACCAGGACCUAAGACUUUAGAAUCAAGCCAAAGCCAUGGGCAAGACCAACCUUAUAUGGAGCUUCAAAGUAGAGAAGCCAGACGGUGUCGGACCAUCUACAGCACCUCUCAAUUACGCACUCUCAUCGAGGCAUUUAUGAAAAACCCAUACCCUGGGAUUGAUUGCAGAGAACAACUUGCUAAGGAAAUUGGUGUUCCAGAGUCAAGAGUCCAAAUUUGGUUCCAAAAUCGAAGAUCUAGAUUUCAUCUCCAGAGAAAAAGGGAAGUUGUGUCCUUGGAGCCAGAAGACCAGGGCAAGAUUUCUGAGGGACUGCAAGGUGCAGAGGAUACACAAAAUGGCACCAACUUCCCUAGCAACUCUCAUUCCUCUAGAGCCAGAACAUGGUGAACAUGUUCAAGUUCAGCAUACUUUAUAUUAUCAGUUGGGCCCCAAAUCUCUCGCAUUCUGGGGGAAAAAAAGUUGCCCAGGUGCCAAGGCAAGAGACUGAAGGCACAAUCUGUCCCAAUAUCAUAAAUAACUGAUUACUUAGUUAUAGCAAUGAAACCAAAUAUAUUCACUGAUUACUUAGUUAUAGCAAUGCUACCAGAGAGAUGUGGAAACAAUCACAUAAUCAACUAUAUAAUCAAUCAUAUUAAAUCAUAAUUCUCUAUUAUUAACCUUUGCUUUAGUUUUAUAGCAUAGAAUCAUUUUAGUCUUAUAGUAUAGACAUAAUCGGGUGAAAUAUAAUUAGGAACUGAAGGAACAUUGUGAGAAGUGAUCCUGACGCAACAGUGAGAGCCUUGUGGUAACGCCAGCGCCUGGGAAGGUGCCCCAUUGCUUAUCAGUCAGGCCUCGUGGUAAUGCCAGCACCUGGGAAGUUGCCCCAUUGCUUAGCAGGCCAUGAAGGGGAGCUUCCUUUCACUGGGGAAGUUCAGAGAACACUCUGCCCUGCCCAGCUCUUGAGGAAGGCCUGACAUUAGCCAGGCCUGCCCAGACAUCCAGGGGCUUAAAUGCCACUCUGGUGCUGUGCUCCAGUGGUCACCAUCCUCGUCUACUUUCAUCUUCUGCUUUCCCACCCAGAGCUCCUUAGAAAUCGUGAGAAGUAAGAAUACAGGAAUCCUAAAAGCCUUUGAUCUUUCUGAUAAGUGCAUAGAAAGAUGC
Sapajus apella (tufted capuchin) is the source of this 1469-nucleotide messenger RNA. RefSeq names its product double homeobox A (gene DUXA). Lineage: Eukaryota; Metazoa; Chordata; Mammalia; Primates; Cebidae. The transcript is spliced from 6 exons. The record is from RefSeq and is a predicted model, not a curated record. The coding region runs from base 132 to 716 and encodes 194 amino acids. Gene Ontology annotation, molecular function: DNA binding.